Pedinophyceae sp. YPF-701 is the source of this 1002-nucleotide messenger RNA. Lineage: Eukaryota; Viridiplantae; Chlorophyta; Pedinophyceae. The record is from the annotation of a GenBank genome assembly.
AUGCUGCGGGACGAGGCGGCCCCGGACGAGGUCUUCCUCGUGCAGGACUGCCCCACGGUGUGUCUGGACGACGGGUUCGAUCUGCUCGACCUCGGAGAGGCCCCCGGGGACUGGAUGCUGCCGGACGAGCGGGCUGCUCUGGAUCCUGCACUGACCGAGUCGACGUCGCCGGGCGCGCAGCUGCGGCUGCGGUACGAGUACGUCGAGGCCGAGCGCGUCUUCCGCGACCUCCCCACGCGCGCCGCCAUGCGUAUAGGCCACCGUGCGGAGCAGGACGAGCGCAGCGCGCCUGCCGCCGGGCCGUCGGCGGGCAUGUCCGCGGCCACGGACCGUAAGCCAGAGCCGCUGCGUGCGCUGGAGCUGUUCCCGGGCGUCGGGACCCUCUCGGUUGGCUUGGAAGCCGCGGGCGCCUCGAAGACGCUGUGGGCCUUCGAGGGCAAUGUGGACGCGGCCUUCGCGAUGCAGGCCAGCUUGCCCGACGCGGAGAUCUUCCUCGAGGACGGCGGCCACGGCCUGCGCCUCGCGUGCGCCGCCGCAGCGGGCAGCGUCGCCGGCGACGAGCGCCUGCCGCGCCAGGGCGAUGUGGAGCUCGUCUGCGGCGCACCGCCGUGCGAGUGCCUCUCUAACCCAAACGGAGGCCCUCCCGUGCCGUCCAUGCUCUCGUUCAACGCAUUUACACCCAUGUUUCUGUCAUAUUGCGAAUUCUACCAACCCUCGCUUAUCAUUAUGGCGAACGCGCCCGAGGUGGCCACGCACUACGGCGGCACGACGCUGCAGAAGAUCGUACGCACGAUGCUGGAGCUGGGGUACCAGGUGAGAUUCGGCGAGGUCAGCGCCAGGGCGUUUGGGAUGGAGUCAGACCAGAGCUGGCUGUUCGUGAUCGGCGCGCGUAGGGGCCGCAAGCGGAUUCCUGAGUUGCCCUCGCCCGCGCACCUGCACGCGCUCGCUGGAGACGCCAUGGACGUCGAUCCCGAGAAACCCGCCGCCCCGUUCGGCGUGUGA